Molecule: messenger RNA, 3567 nt
Organism: Magallana angulata
Lineage: Eukaryota; Metazoa; Mollusca; Bivalvia; Ostreida; Ostreidae
Product: pirin-like
Exons: 9
Coding region: 208-1086 (292 amino acids)
Biological process (GO): monocyte differentiation
Cellular component (GO): nucleus
Molecular function (GO): quercetin 2,3-dioxygenase activity
Source: RefSeq, a predicted model, not a curated record
AUUUUGGUGUAACUUCCGCUUCGAGAUAUUCGACAACAAAAUUUGAGUUAUCAACCACUUUCCUUUAGAUUGUUUUGUGGAAUAUUCUGUGAAUACAGCUUAACAUAUACAGGGUAUGCUGAACGCAAGGAUGUCUUUCUCCUGGAGCAUAUAAUAGAAGAAGAUAUAGAUAUAUGAAUCCGGGUUUGACAGAUGAACUGGUAAACAAUGACAUCCCGAAGUGUACUGACAGUGUCUGAGAGUGUUGAGCAGUCAGAAGGGGAGGGGACCAUCAUCAAAAGAUGCCUGGGUGAAGAUGUGACUGAUACAGUUGACCCAUUUCUAAUGUUGGAUGAGUUUAUAGUUAACCCACCAACAGGAUUUCCAGAUCACCCUCAUAGAGGAUUUGAGCUGGUGUCAUAUAUCUUACAAGGCACUGGUCAGCAUGAGGAUUUUAUGGGACACAAAGGAAAACUGAAGACUGGAGAUGUUCAGUGGUUGACUGCUGGACGAGGCAUCAUACACUGCGAGUGGUCACAUGGUGAGGAGAAAGCCCAUGGCCUGCAACUGUGGAUUAAUCUUGCCAAGAAAGAGAAAAUGCAAGAACCGUCAAUCCAAGAGAUAGUUGCAGAAAACAUCCCUGUUUCAUCUAAAGAAGGAAUAGAGGUCAAGGUCAUUGCUGGAGAGGCAUUUGGUGUCAAGUCCAAGAUUCGUACUAGAACUCCUACCCUGUACCUACAUUUUACAAUGAACGAGGGAACCACAUUGAAUCACCCCAUCCCCCAGGGCUGGAACAGUUUUGUCCAUGUGCUGUCUGGAAAGGCAUUAUUUGGCCCUGAAAACAAAGAGAAACUAGUGAAAUCAACUCAAACCGCUAUUUUAAGCUCAGAGGGAGAAUGUGUGAAAGUACAGAACCAGUGGUCUGAUCCCUGUAGCUUCAUUCUCUUGGCUGGGCAGCCAUUAAAUGAGCCCGUGGCACAACAAGGUCCAUUUGUGAUGAAUACUGAAGAGGAGCUCUUCCAGGCAAUGGAUGACUACAAGUCAUGCACCAAUGGAUUUGAGCGGGGGCGAUCCUGGCAAUCUUCCUUCAUACAAAGCAGUAGCUGAUUCCCGACUAGUCCCAAUAUUACAUUUUAAUUUUUUUUAAAUAUCCAGUUUGAUUAUUCCUUUUUUAAUGAAACAUUCCAAUAUAAUCAAUAAGAACUGAUUAAAAGUCUGUAGAUGUUUUAGUGAAAAAUAUUAGGUAGUCCAAGUGUGUUUGAAAAAAAAAUUAAAGUGGAAUAGGUCCCAUUACAAGAGAAAGUAUUUUUAGAUUCAAAAAGAUAAUAACACAUGCAUGUUUAGUUAUGACAAUAAUUUAGAAAACUUUGCACGUCAGAUUUAAGAAGAGCAUGAAUGAAAUUUUGUGCGAAUUAAUUUUUUUCAUCGUUUAUAUAUUAUCCUUUUUUUCUUAGACUUGAAUUAUUUGAGAUAAUUUUUAUGCAGUUGUAAUGAAUACUCUGACUUGUAAUCAUUUAAAGCAAGCCAAAUUUAAAAGCAAAUGAACUGUGGUUUUGUUAAUAAUUAUGGGCAUCGAUUUUCUUAGAGUUAGUGAAAAUUACAGUUGCAAGGAUAAGUGAAUUCGUGGUCAAUGAUCUUGUCAAUACAAUGUUAUUUGAAUUGCAACUUGAUGAACAUCUAAUUUUAUAGAUCAACUGAACAUCGAAAUGGAUGAAAAAUGGUGUUCAACAAAUGUUGAUGAAACCUCAGUCAUUGAUUUUAUUAGUAUAAACAAAUUUUCUUUUUAAAAUUGUUUUGUUUAUUAAGUUAAUUUAUUUUGGCUGAAUCUUUGCUAACUGGUUCUCAUAAGAUAUGAUCUGAAAGAGAAUGUAUUCCUCUAUCAGUGAUAAAUAUUAACGCCCUAUUAGAGAAGAUAACAGAAAUCCAAAUGUUUUAAAAUUAAUCCUAUUUAUGUAUUAUUUAUACAAUCCUUUACUAUCUUGUUAGGCUUUUUGCCUUAUUAUUUGCAUUCAUAAUUCCUUUUUGGAACUAAUUUAUAUCAGAAGUACUAAUGGAAUUUAAAGUUUAACGAGCCAGCUGUAGAUCAAUGCAUGUAGGGGUUCACAUGUUGGUGAGGUGCUCUAUAUACGGUAAUUAAUAACAUUUUAUUCAAUGUCCCUUAAUAAAAAGAAAUUUUUUUUAAUAAUAAGCAUAAUAGUCAUGACUUUCAUGUACUAGGAUUCAAGUUAAUCAACUUACACAACUUUAUUUUGUUUUGUCCUUUAAUUUUGCCUUUUAAUUAAAUGCUAGAAGGAUAUAAAGAAAUUGGAUGGGGGUUUUUUAAACAUAAAGCAAAACAAGUUUCAUUAAGAAAACCAACAGUUACAAAUAUUGUACUGUUAUUUACUUUUGUAAUGAAUUUUAUGUUUUAACAUUCUCUGGAAAAAUUUGUAUACACACAUAUACAGAUGGUCCCAAUAUACAGCCAUAUAAUUGAAAUUUUAUUUUUGUAUUUCAAAUGUAUAUUUUGAAGAACUGCUGCUAAAAGACCAUUCUCUCUUGGUUUUACGAGGAUGAAAAGACCUUAUUGAAUUAGGACCAAGUGGAUUAAUUUACUAUUUACUAAUAUUUUGUUUUUAUUUAUUGCUGAUUUUUUUUGUGUACAUGUACUUCUUUUCGCUUGUGUUCCAAUGUGGUGCUGCCACUUUGACAAUACUGUUUCUUAGUUUUUCUUUACUAUAUAUUCCAAUCAUGCUUUUCCAGGCCCUGCCUUAUCAAUCUGUUGCAAGGUCUGGGAAUUAAAUAUCAGAAGAUUUUUUCUGAUUUAUACAAGAAGCUUCUUUUUUUUCCCUUAAUUUAUUUUGCACACGUGUUCCAGCACAUUUUGGUACAGUUUAAAAUGGUCUUAUGUUUAUGCUUUUCAUCUUUACAAUUUUUUGUCUUCUUUUAUAUAUAUAUUUUUCUUGAAAUCUGAUUGCUACUGUAUAAUUAAGUUAUAUGCAUAUAUCAUAUUAUUGCAAUCUUUAUUGAUAUUAAUUCUUUUUUUGUUUUUAUUUCUUUUUUCUUAGCUCACAAUUUUUUUAGUAGAAUGUCCCUAGUCAAUGAAAUUUGAAAAGUUUGAUGUUUAGUGAACUUAUAAGUGAAAGUGUAUAUUUUCUCUAAAUUGGUAAAUGAUAUGCAUGCCAUUAAAAAACAGACAAAAAGCUAUUAUGUAAUGUAUCAGUAAUGAUAAGCUUUUUACCCAACCUCUAUGAAAGUCUUAAUAUAUUUUGCAUUAUUUCAUAUUUGCAGAAAAAGUUAACAAGAAUCUGUAUCACUUCAAUUCUAAAAUUCUAAAUGCAGAUUUUUAUAAGCGCUUACUAUAACAAUGAAUUUUAUUUCUUAUUGCUGUCCUAAGGUUAUCUACUUUUUUUUUUUAAAGUUUAAGUUUAGAUUUAAGUCUAAAAAUAAGUGGGUGUAGAUUUACAUGUAGUUCAUGCAGAUGAGGAAUGUUAUGAUUUUUACACACUAUUGUUUUGUUGAUUCAUGUAUUUAUUGGAUCUUGCAUAGCACUGCGAUUUUGAGAUAUUAAGGAUACUAAUGAUUAUGAGGAAUAAAUUUGAAAACAAA